AUGGCGGAAUUGGCCGGGCCGCGGGUGUACAGCUGCUGCCAUUGCUGGAACCACGUCUGCCUCCACGACGAUGUCAUCUCCAAGGCCUUCCACGGGAGGAAUGGCCGCGCAUUUCUCUCCUCUCACGCCAUGAACAUCACCACGGGGGCCAAGGAGGACAGGCAGUUCAUGACGGGGCUUCACACGGUCACCGACAUCCACUGCCGUGGCUGCCGCGAGGUGCUCGGAUGGAAGUACGAGAGAGCCUACGAGGAAUCCCAAAAGUACAAGGAAGGCAAGUUCAUAUUUGAAAAAGACAAGAUCGUGCAGAAGAAUAGAGAGAUGGCGGAACUGGUUGGGCCGCGGGUGUACAGCUGCCGCCAUUGCCGGAACCACGUCUGCCUCCUUGACGAUAUUAUCUCCAAGGCCUUCCAGGGGAGGAAUGGCCACGCGUUUCUCUCCUACCACGCCAUGAACGUCACCACAGGGGCCAAGGAGGACAGGCAGCUCAUGACAGGGCUCCACAUGAUCACCAACAUCCAUUGUCGUGAUUGCCAGGAGGUGCUCGGGUGGAAGUACGAGAGGGCCUACGAGGAGUCCCAGAAGUACAAGGAAGGCAGGUUCAUAUUUGAACAGGCCAAGAUCAUGCAGGAGAACUGGUAGGCAAAUAAACAAAAGAUUCAACAAGCAAUGUGCCAGCCAGAAUGCUCUUAUGACUUUGUACAUAGCAGUCUGUCCGUAUGUUCUUGAAGUAGCAGUCUGUUGGUCUUAUUUCCAUGCCAUUUGUAAUUU
Triticum urartu is the source of this 771-nucleotide messenger RNA. The record is from RefSeq and is a predicted model, not a curated record. NCBI's taxonomy places the organism in Eukaryota, Viridiplantae, Streptophyta, Magnoliopsida, Poales, Poaceae.